AUGGAGAGAAGGCCACCGGAUUACCACCUGGAAGUGUGCGCCGAUAGAACGAGCAUUCGCGAUGUCGUGAAAGGCAUCCUCCACACCAUCUUCUUCCACCGCUACUUCACCCCGCUCAUCCCCUCCACGCACGAAAUCCUCGACACCACCCUCCCCUACAUCUCCGAAGACGACAUCGACACCCUGAUAGAAACCCGCACGACCCAACUCCUCCGCGCCCUCGACGCCGCCCCCUCCACACGCACCCCCUCCCUCCUGCAAAUCAACUUCCUCGAGCGCAAACGGCGCAAAUCCGGCUGGUUCGUCACCAAAGCCGACGAAGAGACGGUGUGGGAGACGUGGUUCAUCUCCGUCGAGCUCAUGACGGCGAGGAGCGAGCCCGAAGCGCAGAGGAAUCGGAGGCUGAUGGAGAGGCAGUUGCAGAAGGCGGCGAUGAAGGUGAUUGGGAUUGUGAAUCGCGAGAGGGCGCAUAUUCCGCCCAUUACGACGAAUGAGAGUAAUCCGUUUCCGUAUCAGAUUGUUGUGAAUCCGAGUGGGAAGGAGGGGACGGUGGCGGGGAUUAGUGGGAAGAUGGGGAUAUUUUGA
This is a messenger RNA of Zasmidium cellare ATCC 36951, 585 nucleotides long. RefSeq lists its product as uncharacterized. The transcript has 2 exons. Gene Ontology annotation, cellular component: phagophore assembly site. Bases 1 to 585 code for a protein of 194 amino acids. Lineage: Eukaryota; Fungi; Ascomycota; Dothideomycetes; Mycosphaerellales; Mycosphaerellaceae. Gene Ontology annotation, biological process: autophagosome assembly; autophagy. The record is from RefSeq and is a predicted model, not a curated record.